UAGAAAAACUUCAGGACCAGAAACCUCAGUUUAAUUAGAUGAAAACUCUUGUGGCCGGCCAUGCACAUGAUUUUGUGAAUAGACUAGCUAUAUCUAGUUAACUCAUUCUGCUCUCCCUCGAGCUCCGUUUCAAGCUACCUGUAUACUAGGCUGUAGCCAGAUUUUUUUCCCACAUUAUUUUGUUACAGAUAAAACAAAGCGAUGAAAGCUGUGUGUGUACCAUUUGUACUACUAUUGAUGUUCCAUCUCAGUCAAGCCCAGUUUACGGUACAACCAGUGUCGGUGGUGCAGGCCGAAGGUGUGGACGCAGUGUUUGAGUGUCUGUAUCCUGGUGCUGUAAGCCACAGUUGGGGAAUCAAUGGAACUUUCCCAGCAGAUGAUGAAUUCCCACAUAUUUUUAAUUUUACUCGUACCCAACCGUCUGGUGAUACCCCAGCAGCAACACUGACCAUCCCAGCCACAGCACAUUACAACAACACUGUGGUGCAGUGUGAGGUAGUGGUUAGAGGAGUAGGAUUCAGACUGACCGAGAAUGCUACCUUGACGAUAUUUCCCAUUACUGUUAAUGCAAGUAAUGAUACGGAUACGAUCAUUUUGUCAUGGGCGGACCUCAACUUUACCACUAACCUCAUGUACUGUGUGAACUUCAACAAAAUGACAAUUGUCUGCAAUAAGACACUUCCUCCAGUGUGUGGACUGACUGAAACGCAGUACACUUUCAAGUAUCCCAACCACAGUUUGUAUGACACUUUUUUUUUCACCGUGACUCCUGUUGAUGGAGGGAAUCAGAUAAAAGGAACAGCUAGUGAACCAGUUGCUGGAUCAUUUACAUCAGCCAGAGGUGUAACAACAGUUGUCAGCCAAGGAGAAGACUCAGAUGAAAAAUAUGUGAUGUUCGAAGCAAUGGUCCCUGAAUGUACACUGUUUACUUUGUAUCGAGUGGAAUUUGGAUCACUAGUAGGGUCUCAGAAUGGUACUCUUAACGCAUCUGGAAAUGUUUCGAUCACCUUCUCACUUCCUACUGACAUUCUAACAAGUAUCUCUGUGACACUCACUGCUGCUAAUGGAAUUGACCUGAUGUUUGAGAGUUCAUUAAGUACUAGUGAUAUUCAAAGACUUCUACCUGAGACUGAUUGUUCCGAAAGCCUCAGUAUGUGUGGCCGUAUUGAAUAUGCUGUGGAUUCUUUUUCUCCUGGGGCUCUAAUGUAUUUAGUUCCCACCACAAGUGAGUCCAGCAGCAUUAUGUUGGCUGUGCCAAGGAGGGGUGAUAAUUUCAGUAUCGGCCACAUACCUCCUGGAAGAUACAGUCUCCUUGCUUUUGACUUGGAGAACAACAGUCUACCAAGAAUGCCAUUCUCUCUAGCGUCUACAAGUGAGAUUGUGGAAGUGAGGACGUCAAGAGGAACUGCUGCUCCCCUGCCCAAUGGUGUAGGGAACAUUACCGUUAAGUUACUCAGUGGAGAUGUUGAAGUGAACUGCUCUAUACCUGUAACGAACUGCUUAGUAUUGGUUCAUUCAAUCAACUCUCCAGAACAAUUGUUUGUCCAGCUCAUCAACUUUACUGAUGACAGAACUAUUGUCUUCUCGGUUGAUUUAAUUGGUAAUGUCACAGUAGCAGUGCUCACUUGGGGGGAAAAUAACUCUAUAUUUGAGGGUCAGUUGUCCUUCAUCACCCAACUGGAAAUAUAUACCGCAGUGAUGAGUUCCACCACAACUGUUACAACCACUACCACGAACACAACCACGCCAAUCAUUUCGAUUCCUGGCGAUGGGUCUUUGCGGACACUACCCAUUCCAGUAGUAGCAGGCAUUGUGAUUGCUACACUGGUGUUGGUGUGCAUUUCCUUGGUUGUUUUAGUUCUUGUGGUUCUAGUCGUAAUAAAGAAGACUAAACGAGGCAGAAAGGUGUUAAAUUCCAGCUACAGUCACAUGAAUAGAACUCGUCACUUCAAUGGAUACAGCAAUAAUGAAGGUGUUGAAUUGACACCAGAUUCUGUUGUUGAUGUGUGCAAGGAUGUCAAUUACGACACAGCUGGCAGCGGUAUUGCCUUGUCAUCAACUUACGAUGUAAUCCGUGAAGAGAACUUACACGACAAAGUUGACAAUGGCAUUUCACCGUAUGAUGUGCUUCAAACUGAGGACCUUUCCGGUAUCGGUAGUGGACCAGCAUCACUGUAUGACGUAGCACGUAAGGAGAACAUGUAUGACUCAGCAGACGCCACACGAUCUCCUUAUGACGUGGUCAGUAGCGAUCACUUACCGCCUGACUACGAGACCGUAGAAUCAGUCAAGGCUGCAAUGUCACCCACUUCACUGUUACCCCCACCCCUACCCCCUCCUAUGAUCCGAAAGAGCAGUGAGGCUCCGUCUCUUCCUGCCCCAUAUGACUCGGGAGUGGAUACUCUUCUUUUAGAUAGUGUCGUUAACGGGUCGGUUGAGAAUGAUGUUGUCAAGGACGAGUCAAGGCAAGGAUAUGAGAAGUGUGCUGAUAAGACAAAAGACGAUACUGAUGACGACGAAGAAGAGGAAAAGGUCAUAGUUGAGCACCUGUAUGUGAUGGUCAAAGCAGAGCCAGGUGCCAACUCAGACGAGUCAGUACACCCCACAAGAGUCGUGUACGCUCAGGUGAACAAGAAGAAACAGAAGCCUGUCAAUCUUACUGGGUCAGCUGCAGCUGUUGCUGCUCCCGUGAGGCGCUCACAGCUCACCCGUGACACCCUAAGGGCAGAGCUCCACCUUCUGGCAGGGAGGUGGGAGGACCUAGCGAGAGCACUAGACAUGGACGAGGAGAAAAGGGACAAUAUCUUCAGUAAUAGCGAGAAUGACCAACUGAGGCUGCAUGAGCUGGUGGAGCUUUACUUCAGUAGCACACAAUACAGACACACUUGGGAGGAAAUGGUGCAAAUGUUGACAGAUGUUGAGGAACAUGGAAUUGCUGGGAGAAUUCAAGAGGAUAAAGUUAAUUCACAAGGUACUGCGGAGCCAAUCAAGCAUGCUUCUGUAGUGUAAAAUGGAUUGUUGUGACCGUAUUCAGCCCACUGCAAGUACAGCCCUAGCUGAACAAUUAUUUGUCAUCAUAAUUAUAUACGGUCAAUAAUUUUACAGAUUGUACAUUUUCAACUUUCCCCUCACUGGCCUCUGUAGACUAUCCAUUAAUUUUCCAAAAGUUAUUGUUUCAUAUUAUUAUUACUCGUUAAUUGUUUUGG
Molecule: messenger RNA, 3206 nt
Organism: Halichondria panicea
Lineage: Eukaryota; Metazoa; Porifera; Demospongiae; Suberitida; Halichondriidae
Exons: 15
Coding region: 202-3009 (935 amino acids)
Biological process (GO): signal transduction
Molecular function (GO): protein binding
Source: RefSeq, a predicted model, not a curated record